CAGACUCCGGAAAAAUAAUAAACAAAAGGAGCAAUGAAUCUUUUCCAUCGAAGUUGCCCGAUAAUGUGUCGUAUUUUAUCUUUGAUUGUUUAAGUGUUUACACGCGUGAAACAACACCGUGAGGGCACUGCUGUCCCAUGUUACGUGAAUGUUCUAUCUUGGGAGAAGAUCACAAUGCCAUUGAACCCGUCGCAGCCGGUACGAUUUUAUGGAGGAAUGAGAGUUCGCCCACCACGUACAAAGACAGAGGCAGUAGUAUUCGCGGUAAUGGCUAAUCCCGAAGUUCUUCGAAUUAACGGCAAAAACGCUCAAGAUCCAAAGAAGCGUUCCAGCUUGAUAGAACUUUUACUAGACUUUGUGGAAAAGAUGAAUACAGGCAUAGUGUUUAUGCGGCAGUAUACAAUACUGAAAGAUCGGGAUAUUACCGGUGAAUUGAAAGAAGUUUGGAACGCGGUGCAAGCGAGGCGAGAUAUGGAGCAACCGCCACCGCAGCAAGAAACAUGGAUCGACGCGCAGCCACCCGUUCCUCAGUAUCCUCAAUAUCAGGAUCAUCAGCAGCAAGAUUACACGUCGCAACCUCCGCAGUAUCACUCGAGUAUAGCAUACGGCAGGGCAAUAAGUAACGAAGCCAUGCAUUACGAAGGCUAUGGUCACCAACCUCAGAAUCCAGUAAUUACGCAAAACGAUCAGAUGUAUCAAUCCGGGCAAUUAAUACCACAACAAUAUCAUGGAAACGUACCUCGGAUCACGCCGAUUGCUUCCAGAGAUCGUCGAGAUAACAUGGUGCAGAAUAUUCCGCAACAAAACUGCCCUGCAUAUCCAGGGGUGCAGCCACAAUAUCAAUUUCAGCAGUUACCAAGGCAAAUGGUACCUCAGUACGUAAAUUCGAACGUUCAUCCUAACACCGGCCUUAAUUACGGGCCAGCCACGAACGCCAAUGUUAAUCCAGCUAUGAAUACGAAUUUAGCAGCACCUUUCCAACAGUAUAUAACUUACCAGCAGCGAAUGGACAACGCGAUGCACAUUGAUAUGCGCAGAAUGCAACCGCAACAGCAGCAGAUCAUGUGCAAUCAUGUACAACCGAUUCCACAGUAUGAGCCCGCAGCGUCGUACAAUAUUCAAACGACUUCAUCGAUUAACGUUGUUAGACUAGGUAGGCCGCAUAUGGGUGUCGCGCAGAAGAAUAACGCCAGUAAGAGGCAAAUGAAUUCUAUUCAUUCCAAACAAUCUUCCUGUACAAAUUGUCAGAACAAGGACGCGUCCGAGAAUGGCGCGAAACCGAAGAGUCCUGUGAAGGUGUUGCAGCGCGAGAUGCCGUCGAACGAUCGGCAAGAUGCAAAUCAUCAUAUACUCAAUGAUAAUAAUAAAGUCGCAGAGAAGGAUCCUUCGGUGGACGAAACGAAGAACGUGCAAGUAACGGAUUUAGACGAGGAGGUUAAGAAGAACAAUGAAUCCGAUAGCCAGGAGCUAUCUAGGAAACCAAAUGAUACUCACACUUCAGAAUCAACGGCAGCGAAUACGACGAAUUCUGUCGAAGACAGUACGCCUGCUUCUCCAGAGGAGAAGCAACAAGAGAUGAAAAGUACGGACGUUCCAAACGGACAAAGUUCAUCCGAUCAGAAAUAUUCAAAGUCGAAAGUCACGGUCGCGAAAGGGAACAAGCACAAGGAAAAUACGGAGAAUAACAGAACGAGUCGGAUUGGAUUCGUUUCUGAUCAAAAGAACGACAGCUCGAAACGUUCUCAGACGGUUAACAGCAUCAUCAAGAGUGUAUUUAAGAUUCACCCCGGCAUGUCCGGCGAAGAAAUAUCAAACAAGCGAAAAACAAAUGGACAAUCGAAGAAUAAUAAUUCUAAAAUUAAUGGCGAGAACGAUGAGAUACAACCGGCAUAUAUGAUAUUGAAGAAAGCAGACUCAACCACUCAAGAUGAAAUAACAAGCGAGUUAGCCCAACUGUCCAUUCAAGACUGCAAAGAUGCGACCGAGGUUGGUCCCGUGCUCUCGUGAUAGUCCAGUUUGUAGCUGGUACCAGGUGCUAGCUUCCAGCUAAACAGCAAUCAAUACAAUGUAAAUAGAUAGAUGAUUAAUCGAUUAAAGAAAAAAAAGAGAAGAAGAAGAAGAAGAAGAAGAAGAAAAGUCAGAAU
Messenger RNA from Heterotrigona itama, 2144 nucleotides. NCBI's taxonomy places the organism in Eukaryota, Metazoa, Arthropoda, Insecta, Hymenoptera, Apidae. The record is from the annotation of a GenBank genome assembly.